AUGAAGGACUUGGGGCCUCUCAGUUACUUCCUUGGCAUACAAGCUCAGCUUCUUCCCACUGGUUUGUUCUUGAACCAACAGAGAUAUGCAACAUACCUUCUCCAAGCUGCAGGGAUGCUAGACUGCGCUCCGAUGCCUACACCUCUCCCUCUUCAAUUAGACAGAGUGCCGAAUCAAGACGAGUACUUCUCCAAUCCUACUUACUUUUACAGCUUAGCUGGGAAGCUCCAAUAUCUCACACUGACGAGACCGGACAUUCAGUUUGCUGUAAAUGUAGUGUGUCAGAAGAUGCACAAACCAACUGUGGCAGAUUUUCACUUGUUGAAGUGA
Brassica napus (rape) is the source of this 330-nucleotide messenger RNA. RefSeq lists its product as uncharacterized. The transcript has a single exon. NCBI's taxonomy places the organism in Eukaryota, Viridiplantae, Streptophyta, Magnoliopsida, Brassicales, Brassicaceae. Bases 1 to 330 code for a protein of 109 amino acids. The record is from RefSeq and is a predicted model, not a curated record.